GAUGGACGCCCCAGAUGCACCGAGCCUACUGAUAAAGCCACCACGAAGUCCCCACGCCCACGGUCUCCAGCCCUAGCGCCUCCGCUCCUCUCCCCCGCCGCCACCCCCUCCCCGCAUCGUCUCCCACGCCAAGACCGCCGCCGCCGCCCGUCAAGAUGGUGCUGCAGAACGACAUCGACCUCCUCAACCCGCCGGCGGAGCUCGAGAAGCUCAAGCACAAGAAGAAGCGCCUCGUGCAGUCCCCCAACUCCUUCUUCAUGGAUGUCAAGUGCCAGGGCUGCUUCAACAUAACGACUGUGUUCAGCCACUCUCAGACCGUGGUGGUGUGCCCUGGCUGCCAGACGGUGCUUUGCCAACCCACCGGAGGAAAGGCGAGGCUCACCGAGGGAUGCUCCUUCCGCCGGAAGGGCGACUAAGCUACACUCCUGUUUAUGUGAAAAUGAAGCCCAGCCGAACCUUACUUUUCAAGUAACUAGUUAUCCCCGAUGUGUACUGGUCAAAUUUUGUUAAUUAUGCUUGCCCAUUUGCCAGCCUGAACGUUGUAGCAACGUGUUCUAUGUCAUGCACUUUUGAUUUGCC
Messenger RNA from Aegilops tauschii subsp. strangulata, 579 nucleotides. RefSeq names its product small ribosomal subunit protein eS27. Gene Ontology annotation, biological process: translation. Gene Ontology annotation, molecular function: structural constituent of ribosome. NCBI's taxonomy places the organism in Eukaryota, Viridiplantae, Streptophyta, Magnoliopsida, Poales, Poaceae. The record is from RefSeq and is a predicted model, not a curated record. Gene Ontology annotation, cellular component: ribosome.